This is a messenger RNA of Arachis ipaensis, 2392 nucleotides long. RefSeq lists its product as uncharacterized. The record is from RefSeq and is a predicted model, not a curated record. Gene Ontology annotation, molecular function: calmodulin binding. NCBI's taxonomy places the organism in Eukaryota, Viridiplantae, Streptophyta, Magnoliopsida, Fabales, Fabaceae.
AAAUACUAAGACAAAAAGAAAACCUAUUAAGAAGUAGCACCAACCCAAAUGGCAAAAUGAAAACCCAAAAGGGCAGAGAAGAAUCAAGAAUCUCUCUCUGUUCUUAGUUUGGUUUUCUCUAAGCCUUUCCUUUCCUUUCUUUUCAUUUCACCAUAAGACAAACAAAGCUUAAACUACAAGGUUCCUUUCCUUCCCUUAUUGAACUCCACAAAGCCAAGGAAGAGAAAGGAAUUAAUAAAUAUGGUUCAAAAGAAGGUACUAAAGAAGGUUGGUAUCAAAGGUGAUCAUAUUAAUAAACCAGAGAAGCGCUUCACAAACAUGAAGCUUUCUUCUUCUGCUUCUUUGUCUUCUCAGAACCAAGAUGGAAAAAGCAAAGGUACCGACAUGAAGAAGAAAAUUAAGAAACCAAUAAGGUCAAUCAAUCUUUCUGAUAUUGAGGCUCUUCAAUCACCUUCUAGAAGAUUCACAUCCCAGCCGGGAAAGACACCGCCACCAUCUCUUCAUGUUCCAAGAACUACUACACCAGCAGCUUCCCCACAAAAGCAGAAUACUCCGCUGAGAACAUUCGAUGGAAAUUCUCCAAAUUACAUGAAGCCCACAAGCAGUUCACAUGCGAAAAAGGAACUUUUCCCAGUGAGCCUAAAAAACACUGCUACUCAAACUAGUACUAAUAAUUCCAAGAGUCUUCAAAAGAAAUUCUCAAGUGAUUCAAAGAAAGUAGCUAGCUCUGUUUCCAGCAAAAAAUCUGCAAAGAAUUUCACAAGAUCAUCAAGUUUGAGUCUGGUGAGAUCCCUAACAAAGACUACUAGUUUCAAAGCUUCUUCUAGAACUUGUCCGAAAAAAUCGACAGCCAGACCCACUUGUUCUUCGACAUUGAAGGACUCAAAGUUUCCGGCAUACCUUAUGCUUAAUCCCGGGGGAAGCGAGUCGGAGGGAACUUCUAUGGCCAAGGUUUGUCCGUACACUUAUUGUUCUCUUAAUGGUCACCGGCAUGCAGACUUGCCUCCGCUCAAGAAUUUCGUGACAGCAAAGCGGCGACUCCUGAAGAAGCAGAAGAGCAAUAUGCUUGAUGCUUUGAGUCCUCGGAAAUCAAAUAUGAAGGUGCCUUGUGAUACAAGGAGUGGCUCUAAGAUUGGCACGGAUGGCUUUAUUGAGAUCUAUGCUAAGGAAAAGGAAGCAGAGUCAAUUGAAUUGCAAAAAUUCGAUUUGAUUGUGGAGAAUGAGGAUCCAAAGGAUUGUGUUCCCAAGGGAAUUGUUCCAAAUGAGCGAAAUCCAGAAGAUGAUUCGGAUGAAGGGAACGAUCAAACUAUGUGGUCUCAUGAAGAAAUAAGCAUGGGAAGCUAUUUCAGCGAUGAUAGCUAUGAUGGAGAACUCAAAAAGGAUGUUGAAAUGGAAGAGUCUAAUUCUGAUUCUGGAGCUAAUGGAAUGGAAUGGGAGGAGAAACUGCUUUGUGGAUUUGGCCAAGAAGACGAUGCUGAUUCUUCGGUGUUUUCGGAUGGCGAAAAUGACUCAAAAGUUGAGUCUUUGUCUCAGAGUUCUCAGGAAGUUUCGGUUACAUGGUUAGAUGACAUACUUAGCAGCUAUUGUGAUGACAUUUUUUCUGAAAAAACAAUGCAGAUACCGGAAGCGAAUGCAAAAGAAAGCGAAUUGAAGAAAGAGCAACAAGGAAAGAGUUCUGUUCCGAAACUUGCGAAUGGAGCUGUUGAAAUUCAAGAAAAUGGUUACUCAUCAUGUGAGUUGGAUUGUGAUGAAUCUUUGUUAACAGAGUAUUCCAAAAUGGGAGAAGAUAAAGGGAAUGAUAAUGAAAAUGAAAAUAGCCAUUGUCAAAUUAAAAUGUUUGAUAUGGCUGAAGGCGGAGCCAUGGUUAUUCAAGAAAAGGACUUUCUUGAGAAAGAUCAACGCAAAGCGAAUAAGUUUGUCCGGAACAUAAUGAACGGUGGUGAAGAGCAGGACACAAGCAAGAACUGGAAAAUCAUGAUUAAGCGAAGAAAGGGAGCGGAAGAUGAAGUUGAGGCUAGGAAUUUCGACUCAAGAGAGCCGAAUUUCCUGCCAUUGGUUCCAGUACAAGAACCUGAGAAGGUUGAUCUUAGGCACCAGAUGAUGGAUGAGAGAAAGAAUGCAGAGGAAUGGAUGCUGGACUCUGCGCUGAGACAAGUCGUAACGAAACUCGCUCCGGCUAGGAAAAAGAAAGUAGCACUGCUUGUUGAAGCCUUUGAAAUGGUGAUGCCAAUUCCAAAAUGUGAAGAGUCUCACAUGAGAAGCAGUUCUUCAGCCUUCGAUCCGCAUUCAGGACAUAUUCAAGCUUGCAGAUGAUGCUGCUAUGAGGAAGCAUAGCCAAUCUCUAGCAGAAUUGAAAACUGAAGAAUGGACCAUAAAGUGGAAAAUGAAUCGC